AUGUCGGGCGACAGGCCUCCUCCGGAGGCACCAAAUCCGGCACACCCAGAGAUGAGCCAUGAGGAUGUGGUCAAAAAGAAGGAGGAUGCUGUUCUACGACUCUUCGAAAGGUUGGCAUCUAUCUCAGAAAAGAUCACCGCGAGAAAGUCCGAGCCCUCAGAUAUUGACUUGUCUACUUGGAACUCCACAUACGAAGGCAUUGAGCAAGACUACGAGAAAUUCUUUACUUAUAUUGGUAUCUGCGGCGACACAGGCCUGGGAAAGACGAUGCUACUCAACACCCUGAUUGGUGAUACAAUAGACAUCGCACCAAGUUCCCAGCAGGCCGCCUGCACCGCGGCAGUCUGUUGCUUCCACAAUCACUAUGUGGAGGACGGUAAACCGAAAUUCAUUGCCAAAGUCACAUUCAAGAGCAAGGAAGCCGUUGAACAAGAACUCGCAUCAAUGUUCCAAGAAAUGAAAGAUCUCCGCGAUCGAGUGGAAGUGGAAGGCCCAGACGAGAUUACAAGAAAUGAAGAAGUCCGUUUCCAAGAGCAAAUCAAGGUCAUUAGCGGGUGGUCGGGGUUCAGUCCUGCUCAGGUAAAGGAGCUUGGCUUAUCAGAUCAAAUUGACCAGAUCACUAGCUGUUGCGAGAGUGCGAAAAUGUUUUUCAACCUUUCUGAGCCCAACAAGGCUAAGCAGAAACAAAUCAACGCAGAUACCCCUCAAAAGUUCUUGCGGGAAGUGACACCCUUUGUGGGCUCUGUUUCGAAUGCAAAGCGAGGACAACUCCGGUGGCCACUGGUCGAGCUCGUCAGAAUCUGGCUUGAGUCUCCGCUUCUCUCCAGAUGCCCAGGCUUAGUCUUGGUUGAUCUACCUGGCCAAAUGGAUGCUCUGGAUUCCCGCUCGCAGGUUGCUAGAGGAUAUUACGACAAGCUCGACAAGAUGCUCAUAGUCACUCCGGCUGACAGAGCCCAAGACAACCGAACUGCCACGGAACUUAUCUGCGCAGACCAAAUCUACGAUUUGGAAGCAAGUGGCAAGCUCGAUGAUGACUCGAUUGCUAUCAUCAUCACCAAGGUUGAUCAACUCGACUGGGAAAAAUAUGUCAAUACAGAGGCAGACCCAGACUCUAUCAGCCCAUCUUUUACCUCGGACAGAGAUCUCUACGAGGAGAAGUCUGAACGGUUGAGAGAUUUACAGGAAAAAAUAGUCUCUCUCAAGGCUGAAGAUAGUGGGUUCUCUGAGCCUAUUUCUGGGAAUUGCUCUUCAAAGCGUGCGAUCCAAGAUUCCUCCCAGCCUUCCUCUGAGCUGACCCAAGCGAUGAAUCUACGCCACGUUCUAGAGGGCGAGGUCAAGAAAUUGUACAACCGCUGUUUGAUGGCUUGCAUCCAGUCACGAUCCAAGGGUAGCGUGGAGGCUCUCCAGACCUACUUCGAUCAAGUCCGCAACUCUGCUCGUCAAACUCGGGAGGCUUCUACUGUGUUGUCCGUCUUUCCUGUCAGCAGUAAAGCUCAGCAGAACCUCGCAAGAAAGAACUCCAUGGAUGGCUUCCCCGAUAGCACAGCAACGGGAUUCAGUGCUUUAGAAGAUUGGAUUGUCCAAGCCACUCUCUCAAGCAGAGAAAUCCAAGCUGACAAUAUCCUUUACCGAUGCAAAGUCUCCUUUGAUGCGAUCGAAGAGUGGGCUGUAGACAAACCUAGAGCUCCAUUCCAGUUGCCUCGGGCAUCUAAACCGGAGAUUGAACAAGUGUUGAAGGAAGUAUCCCUCAAACUAAAAGCUGACCUUAAAAGAUCCGAGGUAAAUUUGCCGAAGUUUAUGGGGAGGCUGGAACCUUAUAGAGCCAUCAAAAACGUGGCAGAUGAUCCUGCCAUCAACGGGUUUUCCAACCUUAUCGACAGGUUCCAAAAGGAUAUCGAUGAUUCCAGGCUUCAUUGGAGUACCUAUGCGGCAUGCAUUCGUCGCCAGGGACGCCAAUUUCGCACAUCACACAAACCACGAAAGACACAUUGCUGGGAGGCAAGAUUGUACGGUCACUACUGGGCCAAGAAGGCGCAUGUCUGGAAUCUUGCCUUCACCAAGAAGCUUUCUGCAUACUUCGGAACUCUAGCCAAGAGGGCUGGUCAAAGCGUCUCCCAUAACUUGCAUGCGACCUGCAACCUUGAGAGCUUACCACUAGAGUAUAGACAGGCAUUUGGACGAGUGGCCUAUAAAGGCUACAACUUGGCAAUGGAGUAUCAGUCUGAGAUGAUUCAGACCGCAGCUCGAUUUAGGGCGGAUAUCAGCAAAAUUCGUCUCAAGUCCCGGGCAUUUAUGAAUGAGCCAAUGAAGAAGGGCUAUAUUGAAGCUUCUCAGCAUCAUGGGAAGGGAAUGGUAAAGAAACAGAUUCAAACGAUGCACGAGUUUGCAGUCAAAGAAGGAGAUGCAAUUAUCGCAUCUAUUGGAGCCAGUGUCGCGGAGCUCUUAACUAAGAGCCGAGGGGAACUCAUUGCACGAUACAAAAAGUCGAACACUAAUCUGGUUGACAAUAUUGGCAAGAUUGAGAAUCAGGUUCUUAAACAGCUCUGCUCGGGGUCCAAACACGCCCCAGAUUGCGCUGACGAGUUCCAAAAACUCCGACACUCACUUCUUGACGACAUCAAUCUCUGGAAGGAGUUCUGGGAGUCAGAUGGAAGCAAGAUAGGGCCGGUCAGAAUCCCGCCAUGUGAGGAAGCACUGCUGGCCGAUGAUCCCGAUGAAGAAGAGAAAAAGAAGCCGAAGCAGGCUUCAAAGGGAGAAAAGAAGCCACGAAAGGCAGCAGCUCCAGGCAAAAAAGCCAAGGGCAAGGCGAAGAAGCCCGUCCAGGAAGACGCCAAGGACGAAUGGGGCGAAGAAUCUGAGCAAGAGGAGUCUCGCUACGCUACACCGCCAGAGGAGAAGAAAUGA
This is a messenger RNA of Clonostachys byssicola, 2904 nucleotides long. The record is from the annotation of a GenBank genome assembly. Lineage: Eukaryota; Fungi; Ascomycota; Sordariomycetes; Hypocreales; Bionectriaceae.